Microbotryum saponariae is the source of this 2730-nucleotide messenger RNA. The record is from the annotation of a GenBank genome assembly. NCBI's taxonomy places the organism in Eukaryota, Fungi, Basidiomycota, Microbotryomycetes, Microbotryales, Microbotryaceae.
AUGUCUGCUGAACUUUCCCACAAGACUAUCGUCGGUCAGUCGCGUAUAUCAUGGGAGUGUGCUGCUUUCGAUCACACACUCAACAUCCUCUUGCUUAUCAAUAGAUGGCUGGUUCCGUGAGAUCUCGGAUGAGCAAUGGCCUGGUACGUCGUGGAGACUGCUGUUCAGCUAUGCUCCCAGAAUGCACAGGGACUGAUGAUGCGACUGGGUUUCUGAUACCUUCUUGCAGGUCAGGUAUGUUGCCAUGCCGGCUCUCCGCUCAUUCAACACAUUCAUCACUGUUAGUUCCUCGCAACCGAUCUGCUCCCGAUCGUGCUCAUUUUCGCUGAUACUCCCCUUAAUUCAUGGAUCUACAGAACUUUUCUCAUCUUCUCUCCUUCAGGCCAUGACACUCCGCGUCAAGAAGAUCCUGCACGUCGAGCAAUCGCUCUACCAGGACGUGCUCGUCUUCGAGUCGACCGACCACGGCAACGUGCUCGUCCUCGACGGCGCGAUUCAAUGCGUCGAGCGCGACGAGUUUUCGUACCAAGAGAUGAUCGCCCACUUGCCCCUCGCCUCGCACCCCAACCCGCAGAACGUCCUCGUCAUCGGAGGUGGUGACGGCGGUGUCUUGCGCGAGGUGCUCAAGCACCCCAGCGUCACCUCGGCGACCCUCUGCGACAUUGACGAGGCCGUCCCCCGUGUGUCGAGGGAGUACUUGCCCCACAUGGCCGCCGGCUUCAACGACCCUCGCGUCACCGUUCACAUUGGUGAUGGCUUCAAGUGGCUCGACACCCACAAGGGCGAGUUCGACGUCAUCAUCACCGAUUCGUCCGACCCGGUCGGCCCCGCCAACUCGCUCUUCCAGAAGCCUUACUUCCAAUUGCUCAAGGAGGCACUCAAGCCUGGAGGAUCGAUCUCGACCCAGGGCGAAUGCAUCUGGCUCCACUUGCCCUUGAUCGACAACCUUAUGACUAUGACCCGCACCUUGUUCCCCGUCGCCGAGUUUGCCUACACGAGCAUCCCGACCUACCCCUCGGGCACGAUCGGCUUCGUCGUCUGCACCCUCGACGAGAACCGCGAUUUGCGCACCCCACUUCGCGAUAUUGAGAACACGCGCUACUGGUCCAAGGCCGUGCACAAGCAGGCGUUCACCCUCCCCACUUUUGCUCAAAAGGUCGCCGACAAGUCGAAGACGAAGAAGGCCGUUACUGCUGGCUCGUCGUCGGCCAAGUCGUCUUCGCCCAAGAAGGUCUUGCUCCUCGGCUCUGGCUUCGUCGCCGCGCCCGCCGCCGAGUACAUCUUGCGCCGCCCCGAGAAUUCGUUGACGAUCGCUUGCCGCAACGUCGAGACCGCCAAGGCGCUCGCCAGUGAGCUCUCGCGCGAGGCCCAGGCCAUCUCGGUCGACGUUGCCGACGAGGCUUCGCUCGACGCGGCCGUCAAGGAGCACGACCUGGUCAUCUCGUUGAUCCCUUACACGUACCACACGGCCGUGGUCAAGUCGGCGAUCAAGUUCAAGAAGAACGUCGUCACAACCUCGUACGUCUCGGACGCGAUGAAGGCGCUCGAGGCCGAGGCGAUCGAGGCUGGCAUCGUUGUCAUGAAUGAGAUCGGCGUCGACCCCGGAGUCGACCACGUCUGGGCGAUCGACAUGUUCGACCGCGUCAAGCAAGAGGGAGGCAAGAUCAAGUCCUUCAUCUCGUACUGCGGUGGUCUGCCCGCCCCUGAAUCGGCCGACAACCCGUUGGGCUACAAGUUCUCGUGGUCGUCGCGCGGCGUCUUGCUCGCGUUGCUCAACUCGGCCCGUCUCUACUCCAAGGGCGAGCUCGUCGAAGUCGAUGGUAAGGAGUUGAUGAAGCACGCGCAACCUUACUUCAUCUCCCCCGCGUUCGCGUUCGUCGCGUACCCGAACCGUGACUCGACCUCGUUCCGCGAGAAGUACGACAUCCCCGAUGCCGAGACCGUUAUCCGCGGUACGCUUCGUUACCAAGGCUUCCCGGCCUUCAUCAAGGCGCUCGUCGACAUCAAAUUCCUCGACGAGAGCCCCGUCGAGUACCUCGCGAAGGGAUCGACUCCCCUCGCUUGGAACGAGGUGACGGCCAAGGCGCUUGGUACGAGCGACAAGUCCGAGAAGGCCUUGGUCGAGAAGAUCAAGUCGUUGACGACUUUCCCCACCCAAGCCGAGGAGGAGCGUAUUGUGUCUGGUUUGAAGUGGAUCGGCCUCUUUGGGGAGGAAAAGGUCACGCCCCGCGGCAACUUGUUGGACACGUUGUGCGCGACGCUCGAGGCCAAGAUGCAGUACCAGAAGGGCGAGCGUGAUAUGGUCAUGUUGCAGCACAAGUUUGAGAUUGAGAACAAGGACGGAUCGAGGGUGUGUCUCCGAAGGUGGGACACCGUACUGAGAGAUGUCCUUGGCUGACUAUUUCUCGUCGCUGCAUUCGAUCAUCUUAGGAAACCCGCACGUCGACUUUGCUCGAUUUCGGUGCGCCCGUCGGCUCGGGCGGUUACUCGUCCAUGGCCAAGUUGGUCGGUGUCCCCUGCGGUGUCGCGACGCAGCUCGUGCUCGACGGCGUCAUCAACAAGCCCGGAAUUCUCGCACCUUGUAAGUCACACUCGCCAUGCAAAAGACACCAAAUGCGAAACUGAUCUUGUUGGAGUUUCGUGUGGCUUGCAGAUACUCGGGAUAUCGUUGACCCUCUCUUGGUCGAGUUGCGCAAGGAGGGCAUCGACAUGGUUGAGAAGACGCUUUGA